CGAUUCCGUGCCGAUCUAGCGUCUAUCCAGUCAACAAUCCAUGAAUUAAUCCUCGAGUCUGACCAGAAUGGAGACCGAGUCGCCCCUCUCAACGCCUCAGCCUGGGCCGGCCACCCAGGGCGACGCCUCCCCUUCGACCGAUCGGAGAAAAUCUGGCCGCGUGACGCGCAGACCCGAACUCUACUCACAAAGCUACAGCGCCAGCAACGGCGCGACUCCCAGCGGUGCGAAACGUAAGCGUGCCGCGACAGGCGACAGCAACGAUGAAGGCGAGGACAGCGAACAGAGUGAGGACCACGCGUCGGAAUCCGACGACAUCGAAUCCGCCGAUGAAGAGCCCGACGAGGAAGAACUACGAGAGAAGAAGCGCGCCGCGCGCAAGGCAUCAUCGAAAUCGAAGAAGCAGACCCCCGGGUCGUCCAAAUCAAAGUCGAACAAGUCUCAGUCGUCCCGAUCGGCCAAGAAACCCAAGGUCGCUGCGACUGCCGGCAAUGGCGUCGGCCGUCAAUUGGCCCUGCGACCCGCAACCAACGGGAAGCGGUCGCGGCCCAAGCAGAUGAAGGCGCGGUUGACCAUGGCUGCUCGACAAGGCGGGCUUUACGCGGAGAUCUUUGGGAAGGGUCGCAAUGUGGAAACGGUUGCCGCGGAAUGGCUUACUGCGUACCAGGAGGAUCAGUCGGCGGCCGUGACUGAACUGGUCAAUAUGAUGCUCAGGUGCUCCGGAACCGAUCUUGAUGUCGAUACGCACGAUAUUGAGGAUGUAGACAACGUCCCAACUCGUGUGGCAGACUUGGCGACGGAGUACGAUGCGGUUGGAAUCACUGAGUAUCCCCUCAUAUCGAAAUCCCGGAAACUGAGGUCCUUCCAACCCGUCCUCGAAAGCUUCUUCAUGGCCCUGAUCCAGACUCUGCACCACUCCUCUGUCCUGUAUACCGAUCCCAACUUGUUUGAAAAUCUGCUAGUCUGGAUGGCCGGGUUCUCCACGAGCAGGUGCCGACCUUUCAGACAUACGGCGGUCGUCAUUACCAUGACAAUCAUGAACGCUUUCUGUGAUCUCGCUCGAGAAAUCACCACUCUGGUAUCCACAUCUCGCAAGCAGCUCGAAAGUGAAAGGAAGAAGAAAAACGUGAACAAAGGAAGAGCGGAUGCAAUUGCGUCAGCUAUAGAAGACAAUGAACAGAAGAUCGAAGUGAUCGAUGACGCUCUGAAAGACGGCGUUGACGUUGUCUUCGUGCAUCGCUACCGAGACAUUGACCCCCACAUUCGAACAGAAUGCAUGAUGUCUUUGGGACGGUGGAUGCGCACGUAUCGAGAAUAUUUCUUCGAAGGACAAUUUCUUCGCUAUUUCGGUUAUAUCCUUGCGGACUCUGCUCCUCAGGCACGCCUCGUCGUUGUGAACCAGUUGCGCGAUCUUUAUGGGAACAGAGACAAUGUGGCUGGACUACGAGCAUUCACCGAACGCUGGCGGCAACGGUUGGUUGAAAUGGCCGCUCACGACGCAGACAUCACAGUACGCGCCUCAGUCAUUGAGCUGCUCGACAUCGUCCGUGAGACCGGAUUGAUUGAGCCUGCCGAUAUAGACACGGUUGGUAAACUCGUUUUCGAUAACGAGGCGCGGGUGCGCAAGGCAGCUGGCCGUUUCUUCGUUGCCAAUGUUGAAGACGUGUUCGACUCUACCUUGGAGGAACUCGGCGAAGAAGUUAAUGAAUUGUUCGGUGACGAAGAUGAAGACGACUUCGAAUCGCCAAAACGGUCUUGGAUUAAGUAUAAAUGUCUGGUCGAUAUACUGCAGGCUUACGACAGUAUGGAGAGCGAAGAACACCCAGAAGACCCCUCGAUCCCGUCGCGAGACGCACUUCUGGGAGCUUCCAUGGAAACUCGAUUUGUUCUCGCCACAGAGGCCAUUCAUCCCCACUUGGCUGACCUAUCUCACUGGCAAUCUUUAGCUGGAUAUCUUCUGUACGACCAUUCUCAAAUCUCCGACGAUACCGCGGAGGAUGACACCGCGGCCUCGGUCCGACAAGCUUAUAAGAUGCAAGAAGGCCAGGAAGUGAUUCUCCUUGAAGUCCUAUGCUGUGCCGUGAAACUGCGCGUUCUUGAUAUCGCCAAGUCUGACAUCGAUAAGAGAGGACGGAAGGUCAAGGCGUUGACCGAUAAGAUUUCAGAACUGCAGGAAGAAAUCGCACACAGUCUUGCACAAAUCAUUCCACAACUUCUGAAUAAGUUCGGCUCGGUACCGGAAGCCGCCUCUGCUGUUCUCAGACUCGAGCACCUGGUCGAUCUGGGCAAGAUCGAAGAUAUCCAAAAAGAUGCAACAGCUUAUACCUCGCUGCUGAAUGAUAUCAACAAGCAGUUCCUCACGCACUCGGAUCGGGAUGUUCUUGCCGAAGCCAGCGUCGCGUUCUUGCAUGCUAAGAGUUCUGAUGACAUGCGCGAGGCUCUGGAGGGCAAGGUACAAGAGCUGUGGGACAACAUGAUUGACACUCUGGGUACAUUAUCUCGGAAAAAGGAGGUCGCAGAGGGAGGCUCGAUAGCUCCAGCCACUCUCAACGAACUUAUCAACACGGUCACCAGAAUUUCCAACCUGGCCAGCGUCAUCGACUGCACUCACGUUCUGGAAACUAUGCCGUCCACUCGGCCCAAGGGAAAGAGUAAAGACUUUGCAGAGGCGCCGUUCAACACCUUUUUGCACCUUGUCGAGCGUGGACUCCGUGCAGAGGAGGACGACGAAGACUCAGCGAGGGCAGAAACGGAAUUGGUGGUCAACGCUAUCAGAACCCUACUUUUUUACUUCAUGUGGAAGGUUCACUUGUUGGUUUCGGCCCUAAAAGCCGGCAAGGCGUCCUUCAAUACCGCUUUCUUUGAAGCCCUGACCAAAGGCCGCGAGAUGUUCGUUGCAGCGCUGACUGCUAUUAUGAAGAGUCGCUCUGGUCUCGAUGAUAUCCGCUUCUGCGCCGCCACGACUCUCCUAGACCUACAGACUCUAUUCGGCACCCUCCGCCAUGCGGGGCUCGGCGUGGGCAACGACGAGGACACCAUUUUCCAGACCCAAAGCUUGGUCCACGAGAUCGGGGACGAGCCCAAGGCCCUGAUCACCAAGAUCCAUGGCAUCGCAGAACGGACAUAUGCGAAGAAUAUCCGCGUCGCGCUCGCACCCGCCGAUGAAGACGAGCCGUUGUCCGAUGACGAUAUCCAGAAGGCGCCGGUGGAUGAAGACGAGGAGGAAGACGACGACGAAGACGCCGACCAACCGCUCGACGACGAGCGCCUCCGGUCCAGCAUCGUGGCGGAGCAACGGCUCUGCGAGCUGACCGGAAAGAUCGUCCUCGCCAUCGUAGGCCGCAUCCUGGACGCAUCUGGCUCCGACCAGGGACAACUACGCAAGCGACUCCUUCACCACAAGGCCAAGCUCGGUCGCAAUUACCGCGAGGUCCUGGCCUUCCUUGAGGACCGCAAGCCCCGAACCGCCGCAUCACGAGCCACGUCUGCCCAGGCCAGGGCGAAGCAGCCCGCUGCUCCCGCCCAGCCCACGACCGACAAGCCCGGCGCCGCGAGGAGCGGUGUCAACACAACGAUCAAGCAGCGUAAAGAAUCUCACAAAUCCGCUGAACGAAUCGAGGACGACGACGAUGACGACGAAGAGGAGGAGGAGCACGAAGAAGAGGACGCAAUCGAGGACGACGGCUCCGAAGACGGCGAGGAGGACCUCCGCGCCCGAGGUCUCGUCGAGGAAAGAAACAUUGACAUUAUCGAUCAAGACGAGGAUGAAAACGCGGCCUCCCCUGCGCCGGAUGACGAGGACGAAGUCAUGGGUGAUUGAGAUUUAAUUCCUGUAGUUUGAUUUCUAUUUUUCUUACUCUUUCGUGUGUGUCCAUAUUCCAUUUGUUUAUUUUAUCUGCUUGUUUGGAGACAUGGCACAGUUAAGAGGCAAAAUUUCACGGUGUUUCUUUUUCGUUUUCGAAUGUGUUCAUUCUGUUCAUUCAAGCCUGGGUUCCCUUUCUUUUUUUUUUUUUUUUUUUUU
Messenger RNA from Aspergillus uvarum CBS 121591, 4021 nucleotides. Its product is annotated as cohesin subunit IRR1. The record is from RefSeq and is a predicted model, not a curated record. Gene Ontology annotation, biological process: sister chromatid cohesion. The transcript is spliced from 3 exons. Lineage: Eukaryota; Fungi; Ascomycota; Eurotiomycetes; Eurotiales; Aspergillaceae. Gene Ontology annotation, molecular function: chromatin binding. Bases 68 to 3820 code for a protein of 1250 amino acids. Gene Ontology annotation, cellular component: cohesin complex; chromatin; nucleus.